Molecule: messenger RNA, 309 nt
Organism: Anthostomella pinea
Lineage: Eukaryota; Fungi; Ascomycota; Sordariomycetes; Xylariales; Xylariaceae
Source: the annotation of a GenBank genome assembly
AUGUCUACCACUUCGGGAGUCAACGUGCGCAGCCAUCCUCGCGAUGACACUGUGCUGCGGUACUCGGCGCUCGCGUUCGGUGUCUUCUACGGCUUCACCCACCAGCGAUCCAUCACCGCCUCCCAAAAGGCCGCCGCCGCACAGAAGGAAUAUCAACACAAGCAACAUUUAAUAGAGCAGGCCAGGGCUGAGUACACCAAGAAGAAGAACCCGCCUUCCGCCUCCGCAGAGAAGGCCGGCCUGAAGCAAGACCCGAUGGACCCCAACUUCGACCUGGAAGCCUAUCUGAGCGGUUUCGAGAAGGCUUAA